Molecule: messenger RNA, 996 nt
Organism: Cyclocybe aegerita
Lineage: Eukaryota; Fungi; Basidiomycota; Agaricomycetes; Agaricales; Hemipholiotaceae
Source: the annotation of a GenBank genome assembly
AUGAACCAAGUCGUCAACUUAUACGCAUCUGAACGAGAAGCGGAGGCAAUUUCAUCGAAGGCUUCACGGGCUGAAUUUUCCAAGGAUUACGAUCAGGCGUUCAAGCUCUAUAUCAAAGCCGCAGAAGCUUUCCUUCAUCUGAGCCGGGUGACUGGCGCCACUGAUACGGCUACGCAGCGGUGGAAAUCUAGUGCUAACAAGUCUCUUGAACGUGCAGAGAAAAUCAAGAGAUUUGUCGAGGCCUCUCGGCGAGCCGUAAUCCCCCCGUCCAAUUCAGACCAACAACCGGCUGCAGAACUCCAUUUAACGCCUGUUGCCAUUGACCAUUUCUCCCAUCAGGAGCAACUCUACGUGCUGAAAAGAGGAAGCCAUGUAAAUGGCCUUAUUUUUCCGCUGUGGGACGAUCCUAUAUCGAUGCCAAAUUGCCAGAGUGUGGGUUAUAUCGAUCCUGACGGACAACCAAAGCUUUCACCUGAUCAAGAGAGGGUCUCUCCUAUUUGGCGGCGACCAGGAUUCACUCUCCUGAGUCCUGCAACAACCAAACCCAGUCGACGUAUCUUACCGCAAGAGAUAUUGCAGCAUGUCGUGACCGAUUGCUCCGUCUGCGCGUCUAUAUCUGUGUGUCUCGAGCAUGGUCGAAGAUUCGGCUCUACUCUCGCAGAGUCGUCGGUACGAAGUCUAUCCGACGGACAACAAGUUAAUGGGCGAUAUGAUAUUCGCAUUUUGUUCAACGGUGCAUGGCGUCGAAUAGGUGAGGUUUCCCCCAUCAAUCAACUCUUCGCCUCAUUCCAAGGAUUUCUAGUUGUCGACGACCAGCUGCCUUUCCAUCCAACAGAAGGCACUGUGAUGUGUAUGUCUAUUUUAUCGCCCAAAUCGACGGAAGCCCCGGAUGUCGAGGAGGCACCGCUCUGGCCGAGUCUUUUAGAAAAGGCUUAUAUGAAGCUCAUGGGCGGCUACGACUUUCCAGGAUCAAACUCGAGCAUCGAUCUCCAGUAG